This is a messenger RNA of Polychytrium aggregatum, 3255 nucleotides long. Its product is annotated as male sterility protein-domain-containing protein. Bases 1 to 3255 code for a protein of 1084 amino acids. The record is from RefSeq and is a predicted model, not a curated record. The transcript is spliced from 11 exons. Lineage: Eukaryota; Fungi; Chytridiomycota; Chytridiomycetes; Polychytriales.
AUGGUCAUCAGCACCCACGACUCGGACGACAUGCUCGGCAUCGAGGUCCAGCCCAUCGAGUCGAUGGAGGAGGAUGCCGAGAUGGUCGAGGUGUCCGCAGUCGAGCCCGAACCUGUUCAGCCCGAACCAGCUCUGCCCGCCGACCCCUUCGACCCUUGGGUCCAUCCGGUCGAAGCCUUCAUCCGGAUGGCCCGCGACGAGCCCGAUGCCCUCUGCAUCAACACCUACGAGAGCGGCGAGUCUGUGCGCUACUCAUACCGCGAUGUGUGGAAACAUGCAUACUCAAUCGCCCAGGCUCUCAAGGCUCUCCCUGGCUGGAACGACGACGGCCACGAUGCCAUCGGCACCUUCUGCGAAGGCGAGGCGCACUGGGUGUUCUUCUCGCUCGCCGUGUGGAUGCUGGGCAAGAAAACCCUCAACUUUGGUCUCAACUGGCCAUCGGCGGUCCGCAAGGCCAUCUGUGCGAGACACUCGGUCAAGUACAUCCUUCACCACUACACCAAGCCUGGCCGCACCAUAGGAGUGACGUUGGUGGACGGCGGCACUUUCCCGAUGCUCAGCGAGGUCCCUGCUCCAUCGCUCGAGCUCUGUGAGCCACUCGACGACUUUGUCGUUUAUAUUUGCACUUCAGGAACGACAGGCAUCCCCAAAUCUUUCAAGUUUGCACACACUGGAAUGAUCACAGGUCGAGCCUCUAUUGGAAUGCUGAAGAGUAGCGUUGGGCUUUUGCAGGCUCCAUCCUUUGUGGCCACAUUCGGCUCACUUCCUUGCGUUCUGAAUCUUGGAGGAUCUGUGUGGAUUCCAAAGCCAACAUUCCACGCAGUUGAGAAAGCAAAGAACGUUGCUCAAAUAUUGGAUGAUGGCCUAAAUUUUGUAUACAUGACUCCCUCGUUCAUGAAGUUGAUCAUCAGCACCGCCGCUUCCCGGAAUCCGAGCUUGAAAUGGACGAAGACGAAACGUAUUGUACUGGGCUCUGAGCACAUCCCCAUGAGUAUCAUUCACAAAAUAAGGGAUACUCUCCCAAAUGCCGAGAUUCAGUUGGGCUACGGAUCAAGUGAGUCAACCUUAAUAGGGGCAGUUUCAUACUUGCAUAUUCCUCCAGAAAGCGAAAUCCCAGAGAAGCUGGUCUACAAGCUGGCCAAGCCUGGGGUGCGCUGCCUCCUCUUUGACGAGGAGGGCAAUAUCGUUGAUCAAAACGUCUCCAAGAGCGGGAUCCUGGUCUUUGCCGUCGAUCCCGACCAUCCCGUCCGCAACCACCCCAACUUUGUCAACGCCGAUCCAAACGACAGACUGGCCUCCUUUGGCUUCCUCAGCGACGGCUCGCCCCGAGUCUGCACCAUGGACUGGGUCGAGAUGGUCAGCGAGAACGAGUUACGGUCGUUGGAAGGUGAGUGCAAUAUCCCUGUGCCCACCGAGUGGUCUGUGCCCUCCUUCCACUGGUCCUCCGCCAAUCCAUCCCACACUCUGCUUCAACAUGUCUCUCACACCUCCAGAUUCGACCAGAAGAUCAAGGUCAACGGUGUCUAUGUCGACCUGAACCAUCUCGAGGCCCUGGUCGUCCAGCACCUGAGCCACACCAUCGCCGACUGUGCGUUUGUCCAGACCUCCGAGAAGAAGAUCGUGAUGCUGUAUGUUCUCCAGGCCCGUCCCACGACCCGCACCGAGCCCAGCGACAUCAUCCGGAUGACCCAGGAUCUGCUUGCACUCGUCAACGUCUCCAAGGUGCCGAUCCACAACUGCUUCCAGCUCGACGAGAUCCCCAUGACCGAGAUUGGCAAGCGCGACCUCAAGAAGAUCAAGUGGAUCGCCGAGAACAACGAUCUGCACCAAGGAUCCGUUGUGUAUCCCCGUCUCGCCCCCAGCGAGGCCCCGCUGUAUCGCAUCGCGGCUGCAAUCUCCAGCCUCGGCAGCCAGCUCCUCGGGAUUCCCUCUCUCGACGGCCGCAACUACAGCAUCAGCGGAGCUGGGUUUGACUCGCUGAGCGUCGGCCGCCUGGCCCUGGCCAUCAAGGAAGAGUACGAUGUCGAGAUCUCGCCGAUGAUGCUGCUCUCGAACGGCCUGACGCCCCUCGAUGUCGCCCAGCUGUCGCCUCGCGGCAUCGUCCUGACGGGGGCCACUGGCUUCCUCGGAUCGUUCCUGCUGUACGAGCUGGCUGCCAAGUACCCUGCUGCCAGGAUCUACUGUCUGGUCCGAGCCGCGAGCGACCAGGCUGCCAUCGACCGCAUCUUUGAGACAGCCAGGAAGCUGAUCCUCAACCCGCAGCAGACGCACUACCUCGUGAACAAUGUCAGGCCACGACUCGUUGGUGUCUGCGGCGAUCUGUCGCUCGACCAGUGGGGACUGACCAACAAGCGAUGGAAGAAGAUCAGCAAGGAGACCGACAUGGUUGUGCACUGCGGCGCCGAGGUGCACUGGCUCGACGACUAUGAGGCGCUCAAGGGGCCGAAUGUCCUGGGUACGGCGACGGCCCUGCGGCUGGCCACGACCCACCACUUGAAGCCGCUGCACUUCAUCUCGGCGGUCGGGGCGAUUCCCAUGGCACGGGGUGCAAGGACGCCGCUCGAGGAGAGGGUGUAUUCCAACUGGAACGUCUCUGGCGGGUAUGCACAGACCAAGUGGGUCUCUGAGCAGCUGAUCAACAAGGCACGAUCGAGGGGAGUGCCUGCGACGAUCAUCCGACCAUCGCUGAUUGCAAGCGACAGUGUCUAUGGAGUGUGCCACUCGGACGACUACAUCUGGCAGUAUAUCAAGGGGUGCAUCCGCAUCGGGAUCGCUCCCUCCAAUGCCACCCCCGUGAUCAUCACCAUGAAUCCAGUCGACCAUGUCGCCAAGGUGGUCGCUGCGAUCGCAGCCUCCGAGGUGGCCCUGCCCAAGUUUGUGUUCCACAUCAGCGACCCAGAGCGCAGCGUCGUCACCGAAACUCGACUCUUUGAGAUCGUCAAUGCCUAUGGCUGGCCCGUCAUGUUCGAGACCCGCGAGCGAUUCAAGGCCCUGCUUUACCGACCGUCGCUGCCCAACGGCUCGUCGAUGCUGACGCUCAUGCAUCUGAUCCUGAGCAUGUCCUUCCUGGUCGACAACACCAACACCCGGUCGAUCUAUCCGGCCCUCGGUUCCCAGGCCGGGAGGAUCGCCGGGCGAGGGCUGCUGUACCUGACCCACAUCGGGUAUCUGCCACCUCCUCUGAACGCUCCGUCGCCGCUGAGACCCGAGGAGCACCCGCGGCCCAACAUCUUCCGUCCCGACACCCACAACUAA